Messenger RNA from Myotis davidii, 1554 nucleotides. RefSeq names its product chromosome unknown open reading frame, human C19orf67 (gene CUNH19orf67). The record is from RefSeq and is a predicted model, not a curated record. Lineage: Eukaryota; Metazoa; Chordata; Mammalia; Chiroptera; Vespertilionidae. The transcript has 6 exons.
UCCAGGCACUCCCUUAGUUUUUAAAAUACAGAUUCCGUCCUGGAGUCGGAGGCUCUCAGGGUGGGAGCAGGUGUCUACUUUUAUAUUCCUGCGCCCCAGGGCUUGAACGCGCUGCAGAGACCGCUUCCUCCCUAGGAAACUGCCUCCAAGAGAAAGGCGGUGGCCCCCAGACCGCACCCCAAAGACAUAACCUCCCCAGUGUCGGCCCAGGUCGCCCCCACCCCACCUCCGUUGGAUUGCUGGAGCGCGCGCUCAAGCGGACCCCAGCGGCGCGCCCCUCCUACGUGUUGAAAUUCAAACGGGGUGAACUCCGCGCGGUGCUCUGCCGCUGGCAGAGCGGUCGAGGCAGGAGUGAGGUGGACGGUGCUGCGCUCCCGUCCAGGGCGAAUCGGAGGUUCCCAGGCGGGGUCGAACCCGUGGCCAACCGGGGUGGUGUAGACUUAAAGGUCUCAGAUCCCUUCCUCCAGCCCCACAAUGGCUACGGAGCAGUGGUUCGUGGAGCCGAUCCUCCCCGGCGGCACUGGGGAAAAGCUGCCCCAGGACGACAUGGAACCUGGGGCUCAGCCCUGCGGAGACCCCUCGUGGUCGGCGCCCUCUAGCCGACCUGGGGACCCAGUCCAAGUGGAACCGGAGGAUGUCCACGGGCAACUGCCCAAGACCUCCCCUUCCACGCCUUCCCCAGAGCCUCUGGCCCCGGGCCCGGGCCCCACACCUCCUCGCCUACCCUUGGACACCCUGUUCAGCCCCAUCAUGGAACAACUCCGCUACCUGCUCAAGAAGGCGGAUGAUUUCCAAAGCUACUUGCUCUACAGCAGGGACCGAGUUCAGAAGGAACAGUUGGCAAAGGCCAUGCCCACCUUCUUAAAAAUGUGUGAGCCCUACUUCCUGUACCUGGAGGCAGCUGCAAGGAGUGUGCCUCCCAUCUAUGGAGCUCUGCAGGAGCUGGUUCGAAAGGGGCUGUUGGAGAUCUCCCAACAGCUGACCCUGCGACUGGAACAGCUGGUGCUCAUGUAUGCAUCGUUUGGGUUUGUGGAACUGGAAGAGACAGACCCCCUAAGCAUCUCCUGUUUCUUCUGUGGGAGGUUCUCCAUCAGUCCUUCCCACGAGGUGUCCAUCUUCAGAUACUGUGCCCCUGCUGCCUACACCACCAGCCGCUUCCCCCGGUACCUCUAUAAGAAGAUGCGCUGGAACCUGGAAACUACCCCAGACCCCAGCAGCCGGGGGCAAGAUUCCCAUGUGGAUUACUACUUCCUGUGCUAUCGAGAUACAUGGGAAGAAACAGGCAAGAGUCCGGCCAAUUCUUGUCCCCAGAUUCAGAAGCUGUGGUCCAUCGGCCGAUGGGUGCCCCUAGGACCAGCCGAGGAUGAUCUUUAUUCCUGGAUUUUGUGCCCGCAGCCGUCCGGAGAUUACCAGCAGCUGCUGACCAUCGGUUUCGAGGAGCCAUCUCACAUGCUAGCCACCGACCUGCUGGUGCAAAUCCUCACAGGCCAGGCAGGCCCGACCCGGUCCCCGAGCGCGGCCGGGCCCACAGCGUAGGACACACAGGGGUCUUGA